Molecule: messenger RNA, 2898 nt
Organism: Argiope bruennichi
Lineage: Eukaryota; Metazoa; Arthropoda; Arachnida; Araneae; Araneidae
Gene: MetRS
Product: methionine--tRNA ligase, cytoplasmic-like
Exons: 22
Coding region: 82-2835 (917 amino acids)
Biological process (GO): methionyl-tRNA aminoacylation
Cellular component (GO): cytosol; aminoacyl-tRNA synthetase multienzyme complex
Molecular function (GO): methionine-tRNA ligase activity; ATP binding
Source: RefSeq, a predicted model, not a curated record
CUUUCUUUUGCCGUCUGUUGUGCUUUUUAAACUAAACAAAACGUGGAUUUAUAAUUAGUUUUAUGUAUAAAUCUAUUUAAAAUGCUUAAAUUAUAUACCGAUUCUUCUUGCAAUAUUGGAUCAUUGAAAAUCCUCGCAACUGCCGAAUUUUUUUCCACAAAAGUUGAAGUGAUUCGAUCAUCCGAUUCUAAAACAUCCGUUACUUUUCCUGUUUUGGAAGUAUCAGAUGGUUCAUCUUUCUUUUCUUCCAAUGCUUCUUGCAGAUAUAUCCAGAGCCUCAAUAAUGCUAUAAGUUCUGAUAUUGAUGCUUGGCUGGAAUGGGAAUCUACUGUUCUUCAGCCAUCAGUAUGUGCUUUAUUAAAAGCAGCAAAAGUAGAAGGUGCAUCACUACUCUUGAAGAGAAGUUUGAGCUAUUUAAAUGCAGUUUUAGCUCAACAGAAUUAUCUUUCUGGGAAAAAUUCCUUAGGCCUUGCUGAUAUUGUAAUCUGGGCAAAUUUACAUCCAUUGCUUAAGGCAUCCUUUUUACCUGAUGUAUCUGAAUUUUCUCAUUUACAAAAAUGGCUUACCGGCUUGAAAACUCAAAGUCCUUUAUGUAAGGCAUUUUCCAUUGUUUCUGAAGAUGCAAAGCCUGAAAACUUGAAGAAAAAAUUGGUGUGCCACAGUUUGUUAUCUUCAGAGCAUUCAAAAUUUUUCAUGCCUGUCCAUAUUCCUGAUUUCAAUGACCAUGCAAAUGAAUCAGUUGGAGACAAUCAAGAGGCUUCUAAAGAAGUUGAUGUGACUGAAGCUGAAAUUGCUCAUGCAUAUGCUGCUUGGCUAAAAGGGAAAAGCUCUUUUCCUUCACCUAAAUCAAAUAAAGGACCAAUAUUACCUAAAAAAGAUGAACGAAAUAUCUUAGUUACCAGUGCUCUUCCAUAUGUUAAUAAUAUUCCACAUUUAGGAAACAUCAUUGGCUCAGUUCUUAGUGCUGAUGUAUUUGCUAGGUAUUGCCGAGUCAGAGGAUACAAUACUUUGUAUAUCUGUGGAACAGAUGAAUACGGUACUGCCACUGAAACUAAAGCAAUUUCCCUUGGUGUUACUCCUAAAGAAAUCUGUGAUAAAUACAAUAAAUUGCAUUCAGAAAUUUACCAGUGGUUUAAUAUUUCUUUUGACCACUUUGGGAGAACUACUACUUCUAAACAGACAGAAAUUGCUCAAGAUAUUUUCAACAAACUGUAUGCUCAGAAUUUAGUACUUGUUGACACAGUUGAGCAGUUAUAUUGUGAAAGUUGUGAAAGAUUUUUGGCUGAUAGAUUUGUGGAGGGUAUAUGUCCUUUGUGCCAAUAUGAAGAUGCUAGAGGAGAUCAGUGUGAUAAAUGUGGGAAAUUAAUCAAUGCUGCUGAAUUAAAGAAACCCCAAUGUAAACUUUGCAGAGCCACUCCACAUUUGCGUUCUUCCAAACAUUUAUUCUUAGAUUUACCAAAGUUAGAAGAACCAUUAAAGCAAUACCUGGAUAAAUCUAUAUCAAAUGGGCAUUGGUCAAAUACUGCAAAAGUUAUUGCUAACUCAUGGUUAAAAGAAGGUCUGAAACCACGCUGUAUUACUCGAGAUUUAAAAUGGGGCACACCUGUUCCACUGGAAGGAUUUACUGAUAAAGUAUUUUAUGUGUGGUUUGAUGCUCCCAUUGGUUACUUAUCUAUAACAGCUAAUUACACAGAUAAAUGGGAACAAUGGUGGAAGCAACCAGACAUUGUCCAGCUUUACCAGUUUAUGGCAAAAGACAAUGUACCAUUCCAUAGCAUUAUUUUUCCUGCCUGCCAACUUGGAACCAAAGAUAACUACACUAUUCUCAAUCACUUAGCUGCUACUGAAUAUCUGAAUUAUGAAGAUGUGAAAUUUUCUAAAAGUAGAGGAGUUGGAGUAUUUGGAGAUGAUGCUAAAGAUACAGGGUUGCCUUCAGAUGUCUGGAGAUUUUAUUUGUUGUAUUUAAGGCCUGAAGCACAGGAUACUUAUUUCAGUUGGAAUGAUUUAAUGCUCAAAAUUAAUUCUGAACUUCUCAACAAUCUUGGAAACUUUGUUAACAGGGCACUUUCAUUCAUUAACAAUAAUUUUGAUGGCUGUAUUCCUGAAAUGUUAUUAGAAGAAGGAGAUCGAAAAGUGAUUGCUCAAGUUGAUCGCGAAUUGAAAAGUUAUAUUCAGUGUAUGGAAAAAACAAGACUUCGUGAUGCUAUUAAAUACAUGCUCAACAUAAGUCGCAUUGGAAAUCAGUAUAUUCAAUCUAAUAAACCAUGGGAAAAAAUAAAAGCUUCAGCUGCUGAAAAAGCUCGAGCUGGGACAGUUCUUGGGUUAAGUGCAAAUAUCUGCUGCUUGUUGUGUACGCUCAUGGAACCUUACAUGCCAGAUUCAUGUGCAAGCCUGAAAUCCCAGCUAAACACUCAACCAGUUCAUCAUAUUUUGGUGGAUAAUUUUGUUUGCUUACUUCCAUCAGGACAUAAAAUUGGAAAGCCUGCUCCUCUAUUUAAAAAGAUUGAACAAGAGCUGAUCAAUGAGUUAAAAGCUAAAUAUGCUGGAAGACAGACUCCUGAGAAAGAAAAAAGCCCAUCAAAGAAACCAAAAGAAACAAAGCCUACUGAAAACAGUGUUCCAAAUGGAGUUAACCCUGAAGAAGUUGCGAGCUUAGAGAGUCAAGUUACAGAACAGGGUAAUAAAGUGCGUGAACUAAAGACGAACAAAGCCAGUAAACCAGAAAUUGACAAGGAAGUAGCAGUGCUUUUAGAGCUGAAAAAGAAACUGGUCAUUGCAAGAGGUGAAAAUCCAGAUCAAGCUCAGGGAAAAUCUAAAAAUAAGAAGAAAAGGUGAUGGACUAUAUUUUAGCUUGUAAUUUAUUUAUUUGGUUACAUCUCAAUAAAAGGAUCUUUUAGA